AUGGCAGCACCUGGCGGCAAGUUCUUCAUUCAGCAUGCCUUGAGCACACCCGCUAAGCACCAUGAAAGCUUCGAAGCAUUGUGGAAGACCAAGUGGGAGCAGCCCAGCAAGCUCGGCCUGUAUCCUUUCAUGUUUAAUGCACACGAAGAUUUCGUGCCUAUUGCAGAAAGACUGAUCGAAGAGGGACACAGAGAGCCGUAUGACUGGGACAAGUAUGCCGAAGCGUUUGUACCCAAGGCUGAAGAACUGCUCGCAGAGGCCGACAAGGCGGAGAAGGCAGGUGACAAGGCAAAGGCUUCUGAGUACUAUAUGCGAGCAAGUGCCGUCUACCGCAUCUCGCGCUUUCCAGCCCCUCGAUCAGAGAAGCAGCGGCAUGCUUGGUUAGAAGGGAAGAAAGCUGCUCAGAAAGGCCUCCUUUUGCGAGAUAGACCUACGAACGAAGUCCUCAUCCCACACAAGCAUGGUCUUCCACAUGAAGGAAAGGAGAUUCCAGUGUACUACCACUUGCCGCCAGGCACUUCGGCAGAUAAUUCUGUUCCGCUUGUGAUAAUUCUGACCGGACUUGAUGGGUACCGGACUGAGCUCGCAGUCUGGAUCGAAGGGUGGUCGCAGAAAGGUGUUGCUGUAAUGAUUCUGGAGAUUCCGGGUACAGGAGACUCUCCCGCCGAUCCUAGUGAUCCCACCAGUCCUGACCGCGCAUUCUCUUCCCUAUUUGACUGGAUCGAUGCUCAAGCCGAGAUUGACCAGACUCGGAAGGCUUUGUGGGCUUUCAGCACUGGUGGAUUCUAUGCCCUCCGAGUAGCCUAUACUCAUCCAAACAGGCUUACUGGAGUUGUGUCACUCGGUGGGGGCUGCCACUAUAUGUUCGACAAGGAGUGGUUGUCGUGCGUCAAUCAUCUGGAGUAUCCAUUUGACCUUGCCACAACCUUGGCAUACAAGUUUGGUUAUGGAGAUGACUUGGAGAAAUUCAAGAAAGAGGCGAUGAAGUUCAGUCUGCUGGAGGAUGGCACUCUGGACAAGCCAGUGUGUACUAAGCUGUUGCUUGUGAAUGGUGUGAAUGAUGAGAUUUUCCCAAUCGAUGAUUACUACCUUGCGCUACAGCAUGGCCCGCCGAAAGAGGUCCGCUUCGUUGCAGACAGAAAGCACAUGGGCGAGCCAGAGUCAUUCUUUAUCAUUUUGAAAUGGAUCUAUGAUCUUCUUGGCCUUCAAGGUAAUCCAGCUGAUCAAAUGAAGACGAUUCCAUCAAAGUACGGCAGAUAG
Molecule: messenger RNA, 1260 nt
Organism: Pseudocercospora fijiensis CIRAD86
Lineage: Eukaryota; Fungi; Ascomycota; Dothideomycetes; Mycosphaerellales; Mycosphaerellaceae
Exons: 1
Coding region: 1-1260 (419 amino acids)
Source: RefSeq, a predicted model, not a curated record